UGCAGAACACUGCAAGUCUGGUACAAUAAUUUCCAGUAGUAGUAUUAAUUUGAAAGCGAUUCUUGAUAAUAAAUCACUUUCAUUAGUAGACUCAGUUUCAAAAUCAUUUGAGCCAAACUCAACUUUUUUUCUUUUUUCAUGCUUCUUUUUUACUGUAUUGCAAAGCACUACCAAACACUGAUAAUAACCCCACACAUUUUGCUUGUCAAGAUUUCAAUGUUUCUUUGAAAAUUUUACUUCAAAGGAAGGUUUCCUUUUGGCAUAUGUUUUAAUUAAGGAAGGUCCAUUUUUUCCUAUUUCUAAAAAGGGUGUCCUUUUUUCUUUGUAUUUGUGUAUAUCAAUCUAAAUUUUAGAAAUUUGGAUUCUUGGGUAUGAUUUGAUUUGAAAUGGCUUCAUUUUCUAAAUGGGAUUUGGGUAUUUUAGGAGUAUAAGAAAUCUGGGGUUUUCAUUGUUUGUGUGUAGUGUUGUUGGUGGCUUAUUUCCACUUCUGGGAUCUCGUUUCAAAUAGGUUUCAUUAAUAAUGGCAUCUGACCUUAAUUUCCAACUGUCUAAGAAAACCCAUAUAUUUCAUCUCAAGGUGUGGGUUUUAUUAGCCAUCUUUGUUGGACUUUUCAUUGUGGUAAUUCUUUUGCUGCUGCCAUUUUGUUUUUCUCGUAAAAAAUCGAGAAAGUCUCACGAUAAUACACUACCUAUCAUAAGCAAAAUUCCUUCUGUGUGCAAAGAAAUAAGAGUUGAUCAAAAUUCGGCAAGCAACUAUGGGAGCCAGUAUAAAAAUCCCCUUGCAUUUCAGGACACGUACUGUGAGAAAGAUUCGGAUAAGCUUUUGUCGCAUUCAAAUAUUGACAAGAUGAAAGAUUUCGACAUUAACAGUCAAUCAGACUCAUUUACUUAUUUAGACAAAGACGGAACAUUUGAUUCGGGGGAAAAGAGAGUCGCCGGAACAAAUGUCCCGUCCCCUCUCUCUGGUCUGCCUGAGUUUUCUCACCUUGGGUGGGGCCAUUGGUUUACUCUGAGGGACCUUGAAACUGCAACAAACAAGUUUUCUAAGGAUAAUAUCAUCGGAGAGGGUGGUUAUGGCAUUGUUUAUCGGGGACGGCUGAUCAACAGAACUGAAGUUGCUGUUAAAAAACUAUUUAAUAAUUUAGGACAAGCAGAAAAAGAAUUUCAAGUGGAAGUUGAGGCCAUUGGUCAUGUCCGACAUAAGAAUUUGGUUAGACUUUUGGGCUACUGUAUUGAAGGAACCCACAGGUUACUGGUUUAUGAGUGUGUAAACAAUGGAAAUUUAGAGCAAUGGCUACAUGGAGCUAUGCAACAGCACGGGUACCUUACAUGGGAAGCCCGGAUGAAGAUUCUCCUUGGAACUGCUAAAGCUCUUGCAUAUUUACACGAGGCAAUUGAGCCCAAAGUGGUGCAUCGUGAUAUCAAGUCAAGCAACAUAUUGAUAGAUGAUGACUUUAAUGCAAAAAUUUCUGAUUUUGGCCUGGCCAAGUUGCUCGGUGCAGGGAAAAGUCACAUUACGACCAGAGUUAUGGGCACCUUCGGAUACGUCGCUCCCGAGUAUGCAAAUAGUGGUCUCCUGAAUGAAAAGAGCGAUGUGUACAGCUAUGGCGUUGUGCUUCUGGAAGCCAUCACUGGAAGAGAUCCUGUAGAUUAUGGUCGCCCUGCUCCCGAGGUGAAUCUUGUCGAUUGGCUCAAGGUGAUGGUUGGCAGCAAACGCUCUGAAGAAGUGGUUGAUCCAACAAUCGAGACAAGGCCUUCCACAACUGCCCUUAAACGAGCUUUGUUAACGACUUUAAGAUGUCUUGAUCCGGAUUCUGAUAAGAGGCCAACAAUGAGUCAAGUCGUUCGAAUGCUCGAAUCAGAGGAAUAUCCGAUACCACGAGAGGGCCGUAGACGGAGAAGGAAUCAGGCAGGCGCUGAAGAAACAGAAUCUCAUAAUCGGAAGUCUAACACAGAUAGCAGCGAGAAACCAAUUUUGAGGACGAAAACUAGAAGUGAUCGAUGAACAAAUGCAUAAGAUUGAGCUACAAAAGCACAGGGCCAAUCCCAUCUUUUAUGAAUCUGAACACAGAAAGGAGCCAUACAUAUAUAAUUUUUUCCAUUUGGUACAUCUUUUCAUACUAGUAGAUGUUUGAGAGAAUCAUUUUUGUGUGCAUGAAAGUCAGAGUCACCGAGUUAGUAUAUAUAAAUUCCUCAUUUUUGACUCUGCUCUUUACAGACAUGGGUAUGUAUAAUAGCUAGUUGACAUGCCCUUUUAUAGCAAACAGGGAUGUAAAGGGUUUCAUUUUGUGAUUGUCUAUGAACAAAACCAUUAGUUUUUCUUCUA
Lycium barbarum (goji berry) is the source of this 2326-nucleotide messenger RNA. Its product is annotated as probable receptor-like protein kinase At5g18500. The record is from RefSeq and is a predicted model, not a curated record. The coding region runs from base 521 to 2005 and encodes 494 amino acids. Gene Ontology annotation, biological process: protein phosphorylation. Lineage: Eukaryota; Viridiplantae; Streptophyta; Magnoliopsida; Solanales; Solanaceae. Gene Ontology annotation, molecular function: ATP binding; protein kinase activity. The transcript is spliced from 8 exons.